Molecule: messenger RNA, 1107 nt
Organism: Mytilinidion resinicola
Lineage: Eukaryota; Fungi; Ascomycota; Dothideomycetes; Mytilinidiales; Mytilinidiaceae
Exons: 2
Coding region: 1-1107 (368 amino acids)
Source: RefSeq, a predicted model, not a curated record
AUGGCAAACGCAGCAUCCAUCCAAUCCCUCCUCCGCUUCCUCUCCCAAGACGCCAAACUCCCGCUCGCGCUCGCAAUGAGCAAGAUCAAGUCGCUCCAAACCGCAGGUCUUGGCACCCCCACCGAAAUCUCAAAAUCAAACAUCUCCGCCCUAAAAACCAUCUUCACCGACGAAAAACUCGCCAAACAAAUCCUCAGCGCAGCAAAACGAGUAUCCAAAAAGCGCGGUCCCACCGACGGACCCACCCCCCCAGCGCUGGUCAAGAAAGCGAAGCCGUCGUACGGCGAGCCGCUCACCCCCGCUGCGCUUGAAGACUCGCUUGCGCUGCCGGAAUCAGACGCCAGUGAAGAGGAGUUAGGGGAUGUAGUCCUCUUCACGAACCGCGCGCCGCUGGUCCUAGCGUUCGCGGUUGCGCUGGUCAAGUACACGAUGCCGGAGCAACCCGUCUCCAGCAGGCUCAGCCUCGCGCAAGCAGUCGUGAGUGCGAAUAGCAGGACGAAAGCCGUGAGUCUUGGUCUCGAGAGUGGGAAGAGUGCUGAAGAGGAGGGGUGGGGCGAGGGGCAGCCUGUCGUGAAGAUCAUGGGGCGAGAAAUCAGGGUCAUGAAGCGGUGGGGGUAUGAGUGGGAUGUUAAAGACGAGGCGGGCGCGACACAGGAGACUGUGAAUGAGCAGAGUAGUGUGCCAGAAGAUGUGAAGCCGGCGCUGUGGGGCUUGGAUUUGGAGAAGCUGAAGAAGCAUAAUGGGCCGCUAACACAUGGGGCGGGGGCGGGGCAGUUGCCGAUUUAUACGGCGCAGGGGGCGAGGGCGUAUUUGCUGAAGUCUUUUGAGCUGGCGGCUAAAGAGGUUAAGGUGGAGGAGGCUUCUGAGGGGAAGAAGCGUUCGAAUUCUUCGAAGUCGGCGGAGAAGGAGCGGAAUCUUGGGCUUCUACUGCGAGCACUAGACUUGCUUUAUCAAUCGUGGUCUACGCUUGAGACCGACGAGCUCAACAGACGCGCCUGGUCGUGGUAUGUCCGCGUACGACCAGAAGUCGAAAAUGGGGUUGCUGGCUGGGGUGGAAAGGGGGACGUCAAGCUCUCAGAUAUCCUUGCCUUGCGGAAGACCGUCUGA